AUUUUCAUCGCGACUUUUUCAUUUCGCUAGAUAUGCAACUUUGUUAUCGCGAGGAAAACAAUUAUUGUUUUCUCUUUAGAUAUUCCCAUUCAUUCCUGCAAAAAUCUUAAUAAAUAAUAACAUUGUGAAAGAACUACUUGUUCGGUGAAAUAAAUAAAUAAUGCCAAAAUAUUAUUGUGACUAUUGUGAUACCUAUUUGACUCACGAUUCACCAUCCGUACGAAAAACACAUUGCACUGGACGCAAGCAUAGAGACAACGUGAAAUUCUACUAUCAAAAAUGGAUGGAGGAACAGGCGCAACAUUUGAUUGAUGCCACCACCGCUGCUUUUAAAGCUGGUAAGAUUACACAGAAUCCAGGCGUCGCAAUACCACCACCAAAUAUGGCGCCACCGCCACGUCCUGGCCUCAUGCCGGGCGCUCCAGGCAUGCCACCAAUGAUGAUGGGUCCUCACGGGGCUAUGCCACCGCCAAUGAUGGGUAUGCGACCACCACCAAUAAUGGGACCAAUGGGUCCAAUGAUGGGACCUCCACCACCAUUAGGUGCUUUAGGCGUGCGGCCGCCGAUGAUGAACGGACCUCCUCCCAAUAAAUAACCAAAAUGAUUCAGAUAUCCCGCCGUUUUAUAAUAGCAGUAAUAUUAUUUGAAAAAAUGAUGAAUAAAUCAAGCAGUAAUAAUUA
This is a messenger RNA of Anastrepha ludens (Mexican fruit fly), 680 nucleotides long. It is a transcript of the gene snRNP-U1-C, whose product is annotated as U1 small nuclear ribonucleoprotein C. Gene Ontology annotation, biological process: mRNA splicing, via spliceosome; mRNA 5'-splice site recognition; spliceosomal snRNP assembly. Gene Ontology annotation, cellular component: U1 snRNP; nucleus. The coding region runs from base 161 to 595 and encodes 144 amino acids. The record is from RefSeq and is a predicted model, not a curated record. Lineage: Eukaryota; Metazoa; Arthropoda; Insecta; Diptera; Tephritidae. The transcript has a single exon. Gene Ontology annotation, molecular function: zinc ion binding; pre-mRNA 5'-splice site binding.